AACCCUAACUCACCAUCUUCCCCUGCCCUACCUUUUCUCAAGACACAGAAUUAGAGAUUCACUAUGGGCAAGUACAUGAAGAAAUCGAAAAUCGCAGGUGAUGUUGCCGUCGUGAAGGUUCCGACUCAGUCCUCACUGGGCGUUCGCACCAGAGCCAAAACCCUUGCAUUACAGAGCCAUUGCAAGUCAUCUUCGUCUUCCUCACCCAUGGAUGCUGAUGGGUCUUCCUUUUCCUACCUCCAACUCCGAAGCCGGCGCCUCCGGAAGGUAAUGGUCGGCAGCAAGAAGCCACCGCCGUCACCGCCGAAGUCUCACGGCAACUGUUGCAGAGGAAGUCCUCACUCUGAUUGUCGUGGCAUGAUUGCGAAUUCGAAGGUGAGAGAAAGUUCGGUGAAACCAGUGUCGUUAAUUAAUGAGAAGGGGCAUUUUGUCGGGGAAAUUGCGAAGGGAACUGACGAUGAGGAAGAUGUUGAUAUGUGUGUUGAGAGUUCGUUCGGAGAAAAUGUCUCAGAUGUUGAAGAUAAAGACAGGAGUACAGGGGAUAGCCCUCCUUGUAGUUUAACAUGGGACUCUAAUACUAUGAGCACCCCUGCAUCAACCACAAAGCAAAUUGCAUGCGAACACGUGCCAAGGAAUAUUCCAACGGCUUACGAGAUGGAAGAGUUCUUUGCUUUUGCAGAGAAGCAGCAACACAGAAUCUUUAUGGAGAAGUAUAACUUUGACGUUGUGAAUGAUGUACCUCUCCCAGGUCGGUAUGAGUGGGUCCAAGUACUUCACUAGACCAAGCCUAUUGGGGCUUGCGUAGAGGGAAAAUUGCUCUAAGAAAUGGGAUUUGUAAAUUUUAGAUUGAAUAAUCUUAAAACUAUAAUCAUUAUUGAAAACUAAAAUUAUUAUUAAAUUUUGGGGAAGUUACUGCUAAAGUCAAUCAAAAUUAUAAUGUACAUAAGAUUGAAGGGUAACUUUCUUAAAAUUUGAUAAUGUUUUGAGUUUUUUCUAAAAGUAAUUAUAGUUUUCAAAAUCUUUUGAUUUAGAAUUUACAAAAUCUGCAUUGUCUUUGAUGUAAUUUUCCCAUCUAUGGAUUUCAAGAUGAGCUUAAAAGAUGUAACUUAGCAACAUGUAGGUUUACUUCUAAUUGCUAACCAACAAGAUAAUUGAAGGAAGCCCUACCUCAUCAGGAAAAAGGGAAGGAUCUGAUGUCCAUUGGGACUUGGAAUUUGUGGGGGUUUAUCUAGAUGUAGGCUUUUGUAGUUAAUGUAAUUUCUUUACUUGUUUGUUCAUAAUUAGGCGUAGGAAUGAACCUUCGUGAAGUAGAGGAUUCAAUGUCAAGAACUGCAAUCUUUGUGUGGGCUUUAACCUGGAAAUUUAGCAUUGCGUUUUCGUA
Messenger RNA from Neltuma alba, 1381 nucleotides. Its product is annotated as cyclin-dependent kinase inhibitor 3. Gene Ontology annotation, biological process: negative regulation of cyclin-dependent protein serine/threonine kinase activity. The record is from RefSeq and is a predicted model, not a curated record. The coding region runs from base 64 to 780 and encodes 238 amino acids. Lineage: Eukaryota; Viridiplantae; Streptophyta; Magnoliopsida; Fabales; Fabaceae. Gene Ontology annotation, molecular function: cyclin-dependent protein serine/threonine kinase inhibitor activity. The transcript has 4 exons. Gene Ontology annotation, cellular component: nucleus.